Molecule: messenger RNA, 1525 nt
Organism: Uloborus diversus
Lineage: Eukaryota; Metazoa; Arthropoda; Arachnida; Araneae; Uloboridae
Product: TWiK family of potassium channels protein 9-like
Exons: 1
Coding region: 1-783 (260 amino acids)
Biological process (GO): stabilization of membrane potential; potassium ion transmembrane transport
Cellular component (GO): membrane
Molecular function (GO): potassium ion leak channel activity
Source: RefSeq, a predicted model, not a curated record
AUGAGCGUGGCUUGGAAUAAAAUGCCUUACAUAGUGUAUCAAGGUCGAGCAAAGAAGUCUCCAGAAAAAGUAUCCGGCGAAACAGAUGUCGAAAAAAUAGGUAGCAAAGAUGCUGACGAUACUAAACGGAAGCAUGAUGCAGAUUCAAAAGAAAAAGAAAAGAACAAAAAAGGAUCUGAAAAAGUGGAAACUGCGAAGGAAGAACCGGAAGAAUCUGAAGAGCAAACUGAAGCUCAAAUUAUACAAGAGGAAGAAGAAACAGAUGAGUUUAAUUUGCCUGUAUCCCUGGCUGUAAUUUUACUGAUAACUUACAUGAUGCUUGGAGCCUUUAUAUUUACCCUGUGGGAAGAUUGGACGUUUUUCGAAUCAUUUUAUUUUGUGUUUGUUUCUAUGAGCACUAUUGGAUUCGGCGACUAUGUACCAGACCAUCCUAUGUAUAUGAUGGCAACGUUUAUUUACCUGUUAUUCGGACUUGCUUUAACUUCUAUGUGCAUAAAUGUUGUUCAAGAGAAGCUCUCUGCCAUAUUUCAAAUGGCAAAAAUGCGAAUUGGUACAACAGUAGGACUCGAUGCGAAUAUUUUAAUGGAAGAUGAUGUAAUGUCCGAUAAGUCUGACACCCCAGAUAGUAAAAGAAGAGGCAGUAGCUUGAAAUCACGUAGGGGAUCUAAAGCUCCACCAGCAAUGAGUCAAGAUAAAGAUGAAGAUGAAUACAAACCAUCUGACUCUCCGCACUCAAAAGAAAAUGGCGUAAAAGACGAACCAAUAAUGAGCACAGAUAUUUAAAUGCACUAAAUAUGAAAUUCAGAUUUAUUCCUACAUGCUUAUCUAAGUUCGCUAUACAAAGUGCUUUAUUUUAUGUUUUCUGACUGUGAUAUUUCUUGUGAUCAAAAAUAGUAGCAAAAUGUUCGCACUGCAUACCUGUAAAAAUCCUUCACUUAUGUUAAUUUCAUGCCAAAACAUUUCAUUUUUUCUGAACUGGAUUUAUUAAUCAUGGAGUGUUUUGUUUGUGUUGAGUACAUAGUAUUAAAGCUUUUAUCAUCCCUAAUUUUAAUUUAACAGAUAUAUUGUUUUGUUUAAAUUUCGUAUGAGCACGAGUUAGAAUAUCAUUAAGCCACUUGAAGAUCUGUGAUAGGCUCUGAAAAAGCGAAAUCAUUUUUAUAAUAAUGUUUCGGAACAUUUUUCCAUUAUUUUGUUUGUUUUGUACGUGCUUUCAUUUCCUUCAACAAAUCUUACUUUAUGUAAGGCAAGUUCAUGAAUUUCCUUUAUUGGGUUUUUAUUUUCUAAAUUCAUUUGUAAACUGUUUCGAAUAAGAAAAUUUACAUUUUUCAUUUACUUUUCAGAAAAAGUCUUGUAAUACACAUGUAUAUUUCUAUCAUUGUAAAAAAGAUCCUUAUGUAUUGAAUAUUGAAUUUUUCAAAUGUGUCAUGUCUUUAUCUUUAAUGGAAAUCAUUGAAAAGUAAGUAUACAUACAAGUAAUAUUACUAGCAUAAACAAGGGUUGACGCGUGAAUGUGAAAGUUUGAAAA